AUGAGUAUGUCAGCCUCUGCUUCCUACGAAGUCACUGGUAAAGCAGUCCAGUUGAAAAGGGCAGGCAUAAAAAUCAUGAAUAAUGGAAUUAUAAAUGAGGUCACAGGUGAAAAUUACGGAUUUAUCGACUCAGAAGAGAUAAUUUUCAAAGAGCAGAUUGGUUAUGGCUCUGGCGGCAGCGUCCAUCUAGCCACCCAUGAGCCAAGCGGAACACAAUUGGCUAUUAAGAGUUUGAAUGUGUAUGACAAGGAAAAACGCCAACAAUUGCUUAACGAGCUUAGUAGCCUCAAUGAUGGUAUGCAAUGAGAUGAUCUUGUGCAGUUCUAUGGAUCAUAUUAUCAUAAUGGGCGAGUCAGAAUUGUACUAGAAUAUAUGAAUUGCGGAAGCCUCAGAAGUUUCAUGGAUACUAUCAGAAAUCAAUUUCCAGACCAGACUCCACUUCUUCCAGAAUCUGUAAUCUGAAGAUGAACAUACCAAAUUCUCAAGGCUUUAGAUUUCUUGCAUAAGAAGAGGCAUCAGAUACACAGAGAUAUGAAGCCUGAAAAUAUUCUAGUCAACAGUUUAGGGGAGUUCAAGUUGACAGAUUUUGGCAUCAGCAAACAACUGUUUAACACUUUGAAUAUUUGAAAGAGCUUUGUAGGAACUCUUGCUUACAUGUCUCCAGAAAGGAUGAACAGUGAGUCUUACUCCUAUCCAAGCGAUAUUUGGAGCUUAGGCUUGAUAAUCUAUGAAAUGGCAAUGGGAAGGUUCUCUUAUCCCUUGUGUAAGACUUUCAUUGAAAUGAGAGAGGUUGUCUUGAACACUGAUCCUCCUACAUUACCAAAUGAUGACACUUUUAGCGAGAAUAUGCAAGAUUUCUUGAAGGAAUGUCUAAAGAUUGAUCCUCAAGAGCGUGCUAUAGCUAGUGAAUUACUAGAACAUCCUUGGAUUCAGGAAAACCUUAUGAUAGAGUCAGAAGUAAUCCAGUGGGUUCAAGAAAUCUCUGAACUUAAAGAGCAAAUCAGUAAUGAUACAAGAGUAGGUAAAGAGGAUCUCGAAAUGUUAGGUCUCCAAGAAUUCAUAGGUUUGAAAUAA
This is a messenger RNA of Moneuplotes crassus, 1074 nucleotides long. NCBI's taxonomy places the organism in Eukaryota, Ciliophora, Spirotrichea, Euplotida, Euplotidae. The record is from the annotation of a GenBank genome assembly.